AUGUGUAUCCCAGUAAAUGAAGUAAAAAAGCAUUUCAAGUCAGAAAGGCCAGUUAUGUCAAAUAUUACCCAUAAAUCAGAUUAAUGGAGUCCUUAUCAUGAUAAUUCAGGAACUGUAUUAGGUAAGACAUCUAAUAAAAAUGGCAAGCUGUUGGAAUUCCUGGAUCUGUGUUAGUAGCAGUAGACCCUAGAUUGAGCAAUGGUUAUAAUAUACUCACUCGAGAUGCAACUAAGUUAUCAUAAUUGACUGAUAAGUGUGUUUAAGCUACUGCUGGUUAAUAUGCAGAUUUUAUAGCCUUAAGGAAAUUCUUGUAAUAAAGACUGCAAUUAUAUGAAUUCUAAAAUGAAGUUUAAGUAUUUAAUUAUAAAAUAAGCAAGGCUUCAACACAAACUGUAGCUCAUUUGCUAUCUAGAGAACUUUAUUCUAAAAGAUUUUUCCCUUAUUACACUUUCAACUUAUUGGCAGCCUUGAUGAAAAUAACAAUGGAGUUGUUUAUGGGUAUGAUGCAAUUGGUAGUUAUGAUUAAAUGACUUAUGGUGUUUAAGGCGGUGGACAGCUGUUUUAGAUAAUUAACUCAAAGGUUACAAUAAAAUCAAUAAAACUUUCCCUUAAACUCAAUAAGAAAAUUUAGAUCUCAUAUUAGAUUGCUUCGGUUGUGCUGCUUAAAGAGACACACACACGGGUGACAAUGUUGAAAUUCUUAUCAUCACUCCUACUGGUACAGAGAGAAUUGUUAAACCUCUCAAAAAAUAGAUUAUUAAUUGGGUAUCUUUGA
Molecule: messenger RNA, 775 nt
Organism: Paramecium octaurelia
Lineage: Eukaryota; Ciliophora; Oligohymenophorea; Peniculida; Parameciidae
Source: the annotation of a GenBank genome assembly